AUGACUUGUCGCGGAAUGAAGAGUGUUUUCACUGGACUCGCAGUAAUCUUGUGGCUGUGGCUUCAAGUCCCUGGUUCCUCAUCCCAGUUUUUAGAGGAGGAUUGUGGGAUAGCGUCUUUAAUUCAGCCGAAAAUCAUUGGUGGUGAGCCAGCGGGAUUAGGACUACAUCCUUGGAUGGCCCUUCUGCACACGCAAACUUCCUUUAGAUGCGCCGGAUCUCUUAUCAAUCACUGGUUUGUCUUGACGGCGGCCCAUUGCUUCGAUAACGGGGUGAACUACAUUGUUCGCUUGGGUGAAUACGAUAGGGAUACAACUGAAGACUCCGCACACAAAGAGUACGAGGUAGAUAGGGGUUUCAGGCACAUGUACUACGAUAACAAAACAUAUACCCACGACAUCGCAUUGCUGAGGCUCAAAAUGAGGGUGGAGUACUUACACCAUAUCAAACCCAUCUGCAUUUUCGAAAAUAGCAAUAUGAAGUGGGUAACGGAGGAGGCCACCUGGUUCACAGCCACCGGCUGGGGCCUAACCUCUACGGAACCCUUUUCCCGUGGGAGUCGCGUUCUUCAAAAAGUGAAACUAAAUCGCAGGAAUCAAACUGAGUGCGCCUGGGUGUUUGUCCAACGCAUGACGUCCCAACAGAUCUGCGUGGGUUCCGAAGACCGUAGGCUCUGCCAAGGGGACUCCGGUGGUCCGCAGGGGAGGAUGGUAAGGAGGAAGUUUGGCGACGAGUAUCGCUUCGUCCAGAUGGGCAUUGCCAGCUAUUCGGGAGCAGGCUGCCCGGUCAGCAUUAUCACGGACGUCGUGAGCUACGGCGAAUGGAUCAAAAGGAUAGUGGAUUGGAAUACCCCCAGGGACGAAUCUUUAGAUUCUAAUUUAAGGCUUUAUUAAAAUCAAACAAAAACACCUCUUAACGAGGUAAAAAGUAGUGGCGAACGCGCCUUUAACAAAAAUUUC
Drosophila subpulchrella is the source of this 957-nucleotide messenger RNA. Its product is annotated as chymotrypsin-like protease CTRL-1. The record is from RefSeq and is a predicted model, not a curated record. Gene Ontology annotation, biological process: proteolysis. NCBI's taxonomy places the organism in Eukaryota, Metazoa, Arthropoda, Insecta, Diptera, Drosophilidae. The coding region runs from base 1 to 891 and encodes 296 amino acids. Gene Ontology annotation, molecular function: serine-type endopeptidase activity. The transcript has 4 exons.